Messenger RNA from Melitaea cinxia (Glanville fritillary), 4159 nucleotides. RefSeq lists its product as uncharacterized. The transcript has 12 exons. NCBI's taxonomy places the organism in Eukaryota, Metazoa, Arthropoda, Insecta, Lepidoptera, Nymphalidae. Gene Ontology annotation, cellular component: plasma membrane. Gene Ontology annotation, molecular function: protein binding. The record is from RefSeq and is a predicted model, not a curated record. The coding region runs from base 13 to 3384 and encodes 1123 amino acids.
AUGUUGUGACAAAUGUGCUGUUUUUAUGGACCAAAAAUGAGUUUAAUAAAAAGUUUUUACGAUAUAUCAAAUAACAGAACUAUAUUGUUUAUGAUAGUGUUACUAUAUUUAAAACUCUGCAGUCCUCAAGAUGUAAGUGGUGAUUUCAAUGACGAGAACUUAGAAUCUGAUAUAAAUAUGGUUGUGGCAGUUAAAAAAGCGAAGUUUGCUAGAAACGUAGCAAAUCCUUGUAGAUUAAGUGAACUUCUAUGUGAUACGGGGCAGUGUAUAUCAUUGGAUAAGUAUUGUAAUGGAGAGGACGAUUGUGGCGAUAAGAGUGAUGAGCCGAAAUCGUGUUCACCGUGCAACAGAACAUACAUGGGCGACGUCGGUAGAACGUACGAAUUGGAGGUCCGCAGGCCGAGAGAAGACCACCUCCCGUUCGUUUGUCACCUAAACUUUACUGCUAAUGGCGGCAGCUACGGUGAUAUUAUUCAGCUAACAUUCGACACGUUCACGGUGGGUAAGUUCGUGUCGUUUACCUCGGACGGGUGUCCAGAUGGGCACAUGACGAUAGUGGAGCGGAGCCCCGCGCCACCCACCGGCCAGUGGUGUGGCUCCGCGUGGGGCUACACGGUAUACUUCAGCGAAUCCGACUCUAUCAACAUGACCCUGAGACUGGAUAGACUCAGUCAACAGGGUGUGGGGUACAAUUUCGACUUCAAGUUGGCGUACAAGUUUCUAAGACGGAGUGAGGCGCGCUUGCGGUACGGUAACGCGACACUGGGGGCGUGGAGAGGGGAACGCGUUCAGGGCACCUACUGCGACCGCAUACUCAGCGAUUGCGAUCUGCGCGCUUGUCGCAUCCAGUCACCCAACUUUCCCGGCGUAUAUCCACGUAAUGCGACGUGUACUUACCGCAUUGAACACACAAAGAUACCCGCAGAUAAACACGUUCUGCUAGCGGUUAGGCAAACAAAUAGUCACAAGAUACAUAUCAAAGAUCAGAUCGUUAAGUAUGACAGAAGUCAGCGAGUACUCAAGAUAUGGGAUCAAUGCAACGUGGUACAAGAUUAUCUGACAGUAUGGGACGGUCCUACACGAGACUCCCCUGUACUUGUGCGUCUUUGUGGCGGUGAUGCAGUGCCAGAUAUAAUUACCAGAGGACCUAAUAUGCUGCUCGAGUUUCAUACUUCGCCAUAUGACAACCCCUUCCACCCGGUUCCAUUGAGCUAUCUGCCUGGUUUUGAGCUAGAAGUCCAGGUGUUGUACGUGGAUAAAGAUUCGCACUCGUACGUGAGCGCGGACGGCCGCUGUCGGUUCGUACUGCGGUCCUCGGACAAAACGAGCGGCGUCCUGAGGAAUCCGCGACACUCCUUACCCCCGAACACCUCUUGUGUCUAUUAUUUUCAAGGUCGUCCAAAUGAAAUAGUUUGGGUUUCAUUCGUGAAGUAUCACGCAGCCGGGACCGAGCCGGCAGGCUUCGACCAACAGAAGGAUUGUUCCUCGCAACUCACAAUAUGGGACGGAGCAGCCCCAGAUGCUGACCUGGAUAGAAAGUUGGAAAUGAGCGACAAAAAGUUGUUUCUGGGAUCGUUUUGCCGAGAAGAAUCUCCAAGACUAUGCGACCACGCUCUGUUGUCUAACGCUACUCGAGCUACAAGACCUUGUGCACCCAGUGAGAGCUAUAUUACGACGGGGCCAGCCCUGACAAUACUACAGGAAUUGCGCCAAGGCUCGGCGUUGUAUCCCGUUUCAUUUCUACUACGGUACGAGUUUGUAGAUGUAAGCGAACAGGGACAGCCGUUAGCGGACUCACAAUCAGCAUGCGAUAGAGUUUUCAAAUCAGCUCUCACUUAUUCCGGAAGAUUUCAAGCCCCACGAGCCAUAUUCUAUUAUGGAAGAGGGGGUGCCCAGAAUCUUACUUGUAUUUUGAGAUUCGAAGCAAAACAUGGAGAAAGAAUUCAACUAACAUUCACAAAUACAUAUUUUGGAAAUAAAAUAUGUAGCACUCAUAAAGAUUCUAGAACUAGCCGGUGGAAAUGUGAUAGACCAUCUAGAAGGAUUGUUGGUGGAGAGGGGUUAGCCCAAAUUAUUAUCACUGAGUAUCCUUGGGAAGGUAUUCCAAUCGAAAGAGACUGUUUGUGUACCAACCGGUCUGAACCUUUGAAUGUGCAUACAUUAACAGCUCCCGUUGUUGAAGUAAAUUUUACUGUUACAAUGAUGAAUAUUACCGAAGAUUACGAUGAUUUUGCGUUUGAAGGUGAAUAUAAAUUUAUUCCAACCGGACCUGGUGAUGACUCUAUUUGUUCAACUGGUUGGGGUGAAAGACGCCUUAGGGGUAGCAGUGGGGAAAUUAGGUUAUAUGAUAAAAGGGAAGCUUCAAUUGCACCAGACAUAGUUGGUGAUAGAAAUGUUAUAUCGGAAAGUGUUCGCGCUGAAGUUGCUUGUAUUCACAGGCCAUGGUUAAUAGAACCCGGGGGUGAUGAUGUGACUCCGAUGCAGGGACGAUAUUUAUAUGUUAAAGUUCCUGGAUAUGAAAUAACUUCAAAUUCUCCAUUUUGUCCAACUCCCAAUCGUCUUUAUAUAUACGAAGCACGAGACACUAGUUUGUACAAAGAAAUUUGCCCUAGCACUACCAGUUCUUUGGAAUUAUACUCCCCUGGAUGGAAGUCUGCGCAAACGACAAUAGAAUCAACGCUAAAACCUCAUGCCCGAAGCUAUGUCAUCGAUUUCCUACAACAUGAGCAGACUGAUUACUCGAUUAAAUGGAUAGAAAUCAUGAAGAAACCUUCAAUUGAACAUGACCCGGAUUCAAAUAUUUUACCUGAUUCUGCCACUCUUGAUUGUCGUUACAACUGUCCAGAAUUAAAUGCUUGUAUACCUCUGACCCUAUGGUGUGAUGGAAGUGCCCAUUGCCCUUCAGGUUAUGACGAGGAUGAUUCUAAUUGCUCCUUCCGAUUAUCGCUACCACCACCUUACGUAGCAGCCGCUGCUGGUGUUGGUCUUCUAAUAUGUGCUAUAGCCAUUGCUCUAUGUGCUUGUAAAAGAAGGCGAAAGAAAGACAAAGAAUUUAAAGCAAGGCUCGACGGAGCGUUACCACCUGAAGAAAGACCUUACGAUCGUGCUAAAACAAAUGGAGUACCAGAAGCAGCGAGACAGUACGCUACUGUUCAGAAAUACGCAACAAUUGAUAAAUACAGUUUAAGUCAAAAGUAUAGUGCGGGUUUGAAUGAUGCGAGAUAUUAUGAUGAAGUGGCUCAAAGAGAUAAACUAGCUGAUACAAGAUACGCUAGCUUAGGUCGAGCUGGACGUAAUGUUAGAAAUGAAAAUAAUAGAGGUAACGGUUCAAGGAGACCGAUGCCAGAUUUAAGCUAUCCCGAUCUCAAAGAUGGUUUCUGUUGACCCUCUCUGGAUCUUCCAGAAACAUCCGUUUAGCAAGCAGAUUUUCAUUUCAAAUCAAUAAGUUUACGUUUAUCUUGUAAAAUUAAUAAAGACUGAAUCGGCAUAAGUGCCUACCUUACAGUUUUGACCCAUUCAUACUCACAAAAUAUCGCGAUAUAUUAAAUUUUCAAUUGAUAUUCCUAUUAAUAUAUAAUUUUAAGGCUUUGAAAUAAGUAACUGAAAGCCGUACCUCAUCUAAAUUACUUUUUGUACAUAGUUAUUAUAGACAAAUUGUUUGACUAUCAAAUUAAUUUUUAUUUUUGAUUCAUGCUUUUAUACUACAGCAUAACUUUAUAUGUAUAUUAGUAUUCUUCUCAUCAAAUUACAUAUCUGAAUGUACAUAAAAUGCUUGACAAUACAUUUUUAAGAUACAAUUAAAAUCAUUAUAAACGUAAUACUAUUAGUGAAUGGUUAGCGUCUAAAUUUUUCAAUUUGUAUACACGGAUUCUUCGACACGGUAUUAUUAUUUUAUAAAUGCGAAUUAAAUUCAUCGCAAUAUUCAAACAUCUGUAAUAACUAGUUAUAAAAUGAAAUGUGAUAUAGGUUGUAAAAAUGUAGUUAAGUCAAUGAGAACUGUAUAACUUGAAGUGGUUUAAAUAUUUCCUCGUGUACCAUAUAGUUUCUUGAAAUUUGUGAAAUGUCACAACUGAUUGUAAAUAAAUUAUAGAAUAAGAAUUUUUAAAGUCUGUAAGUAAUUUUAGGUAAAAUGGAUAUUAAAGUCAUUUCUAAAAAUAAA